AUGGCUGGCAUGACAACCAUUUUGUAAGAAUUUUGAGGUUAUAUCAUAACAAGCAUAAGUUUAAUCACAUAUAUCUUAUCAUUUAAUACACGUAAAAAUGUCAGAAACGGCAGGAAAUUGGUGUUUAAUAGAAAGCGAUCCAGGAGUUUUUACUGAAUUAAUUCGAGAAUUUGGUGUAAAAGGCGUCCAAGUGGAAGAACUGUGGAGUCUGGACCCAGAACAGUUCGAAAAUUUAAAACCAAUUCACGGCCUCAUAUUCCUAUUUAAAUGGACUAAAGAUGAUGAACCGAGUGGUUCCGUCGUUCAAGAUAGCCGGCUGGAAAAGAUCUUUUUUGCACAGCAAGUUAUAGAAAAUGCUUGUGCGACACAAGCUAUUUUAAGUGUACUCUUAAACUGUCGUCAUUCUGAUUUAAAGCUAGGUCAUACAUUAAGUGAAUUGAAAGAUUUCUGUCAAGGUUUUGAUGCAAAUAUGAAAGGAUUAACUAUAAGUAAUUCACCUGUUAUUAGGUCAGUUCAUAAUUCUUUUGCUAGACAACAGUUGUUUGAAUUUGAUCCUUCUUUGGCUAACAAAAAUGAAGACGUUUUUCAUUUUGUAAGUUACGUGCCCAUUGAUGGGAGACUUUAUGAACUUGAUGGUUUGAAAACUGGACCCAUUGAUUUGGGUCCUGUUGCAGCAGAUACAGAUUGGGUUGAUGUUGUUAGGCCGAUCAUUGAGAAAAGGAUACAAAGGUACAACGAAGGCGAAAUCCAUUUCAACCUGAUGGCGAUAGUUAGUGACCGAAAAAUGUUAUAUCAGAGACAAAUAGAAACGAUACAAAAGUACAUUGAAGAGUCUGGAAUGGAAACAGAUUCUCAACAGACUGAACUCGCACGACUUCGCUUACUAAUCGAAGAGGAAGAUAACAAAAAACGCCAAUAUCAGGUUGAAAAUAUUCGACGCAAGCAUAAUUAUCUACCGUUAAUAGUAGAAAUUUUAAAAAUUUUAGCCAAAGAAGGAAAACUGCUGGCUUUGUAUGAACAAGCUAAACAAAAAUCUCUCAAAAAACAAAAAGCGAAAAUGUCUUCUUAAAAUUGUGUAUUUUUCGUAAUAAAAGUAAUUUUCAAAUGAA
Molecule: messenger RNA, 1109 nt
Organism: Zophobas morio
Lineage: Eukaryota; Metazoa; Arthropoda; Insecta; Coleoptera; Tenebrionidae
Gene: Uch-L5
Product: ubiquitin carboxyl-terminal hydrolase isozyme L5
Exons: 4
Coding region: 98-1069 (323 amino acids)
Biological process (GO): ubiquitin-dependent protein catabolic process; protein deubiquitination
Cellular component (GO): cytoplasm
Molecular function (GO): cysteine-type deubiquitinase activity
Source: RefSeq, a predicted model, not a curated record